GUCAGUACUCGGGUUUCUUAGUUUAUAGAGAGGUUUAAAUUCUACAAGAAUGUGCAAUUGGAUCCUAUUAAGUCCUUUGUGGGUGUCUUGACUGAAUUACCGUGCAAACGUGUUGUUUUAUUUACGAUUUUACGUGACGGCGAGGAGUCGCCUGGCGAUGAUGUCACGACGUAUAACACUGACAGCGGUGACGCCUGAUGAUCAUUGAAAACUGCCAUUAAAAUGAGCGCAGAUGAUUAUUGUGUUUACUGAGAGAGCAAUAAAACACCCGCGCAGCGUGCCCGGCAAAAUAAUAGAGGGGCUGAAACAUCAGGGAGAGAAGCAUCCGAUCAGCGUAGCAUCUGUCCGGUCCAGGCAUCCAGGGUUUUCCCCCUCUACCCGCGGCGGGUCUCGGUCCGCCUCGCCUCCGCUCUUCCUGCAGCCGAACCGAAGGAUACUCGCACCCAGAGCCGCGAUCUCACGCUAAAACCCGCGGCCGGAUGCUGAGCUCAAAUCUUGGAAUGGGACUAACAUUUAGCAUAUAAAUUCAACCUCCUGGAGGUUCUGGCUAGCUUAUAUUUUUCACACUCACAAGCACAAUGUCGAGCAGAAGGAAGUCCACGACCCCCUGCAUGGUGCUUCCGUCAGAUGUUGUAGAGCAAGAUCCAGAUAUGGAGGCCCUGGAAGGGAACGAAGGAGCCGAGAGUAUGGCAGACGGUCCUACAGAGGGAGCAGUGGUUCCCAUGGAAACAGAGACAGAAUAUGAGGGGAGCCAUUUCUCGAGCGAGGACUGUCAUUCUUCAGGAAAACGCUCAGGUCAAACAUCACUAGAGCAGCCCAUUUCUGAUCUGACCACUGAAGGUGGUUUUGUGCAGACAGAGAUGGAGGAUAGUGAUGACCCCUCAGUUACUGGAAUCCCAAUCAGCAAGACUCCCAUAAUGAAAAUGAAAAGCAAGUCUGAACCCAAGAGAAUAGCUAUGUCUCUAAAAGGCACAAGUGAAAGCGAGACAAUGGCCGAAAGUGAGAUGGAACUGGAGCCAUUGGAAGCAUCAGUGAUGGGCUCUUCCAUGGCAGCAGAACACAUGAGCCCAUUGCUCACGGAGUCCAUAAAGCCCAGCGUUCUCGUCAAUAUUUCAAACCCUGUGGUAGCAGAUCAGAAGAAGCUGGUUAUGAACUCUGCGACGGUUCUUCCGGCCGGCUUGGCCCAGGUGCUUUCUGCCUUGCAGGCCCAGCAGAAUGCUCAAGCUCAACUUCUAAUUCCAGUAAGCAGUAUUCCCACAUAUAAUGCUGCCAUGGACUCCAAUGCAGUCCUGAUCAACAUUUACAAGAAGUUCCCCUACCCGUCGGUGUCUGAGAUCAUGGGACUUGCAGCCCAGACCAAGUUCAGCGAGGAGCAGAUAAAGAUCUGGUUUUCAGCUCAGCGUUUGAAGCAUGGUGUUAGCUGGACCCCAGAGGAGGUUGAGGAGGCCAGGAGGAAGCAAUUUAAUGGCACAGUCCACACAGUUCCCCAGACCAUCACAGUCAUCCCAGCCCAUCAUCUUUCUGCUACUAAUGGCCUGCAGUCUAUUCUUCAAACCUGCCAGAUUGUGGGGCAACCAGGUCUGGUUCUGACACAGGUUGGAACAGCCAACAGCCUCCCAGUGACCACCCCGAUAACGCUGACAGUAGCCGGAAUGCCCAAUCAAAGCCAGACUCCCAAGAUCGCAACCAAUCAAAUAAGCCCAGGUCUCAGUGAAACUAAGAGAGCUACUACGGUUCAGCCCCCAUCACUGACCCCCCAGGAGAACUCUGCACUCAGUGCCGAUCACUUUGGCAUGCGCCCUAAGAAAUCCAAGGAGCAGCUGGCUGAAUUGAAAGCAAGCUAUCUGAAGAAUCAGUUUGCUACUGAUGCUGAGAUAGCUAGGCUAAUGAAGUUGACCAACCUCACUAAAGGUGAGAUUAAAAAGUGGUUCAGUGACACCCGAUACAACCAGCGCAAUUCUAAGAACAGCCACACCAUCCUCCCGAACGACAAUCCCAGGGGUAGUAGUAGUGCCACCAUUGUUAUCGACUCCAGUGACGAAACGCCACAGUCUCCAACACCAUCACCCGUCAAAGAGAAGGAGACGCGCGCCAAGACCUGGAACCCCUUCCCAGACUUUACCCUGCAGAAGUUUAAAGAAAAGACACCGGAGCAGUUGGUGGUUCUAGAGGAAAGCUUUCAGAAAUGUGACACACCAACCGAUGAAGAGCUCAGCCGACUAAGAGCCGAGACAAAGCUUACCAGACGAGAGAUUGACGCCUGGUUCACAGAAAAGAGGAAAGCCCCUGUGCCCGAUUCCUCUGAGUCAAAAGCAGAUGGUGAAUCUUCCCAGAAGAAGGGGAGCCAAACUCCACCUGGUGGGAAGAGGGUAAGCAAAGAGAAGGUUACUAAAAAAACUCCGGAGCAGCUUCAUGUUCUAAAAACUGCGUUCGUUCGGACCCAGUGGCCCUCGGCAGAAGAAUACGACCAGCUGGCUGAGGAGAGCAGACUACCUCGCUCCUACAUCGUCAAUUGGUUUGGCGAUACACGCUACGCCUGGAAGAACGGCAACUUGAAGUGGUAUUUUUACUAUCAAAGUGGAAAUGUGGGAGGAACAAAUGGCAACAAAAACAGAAAACGGAGGAUUCGGAACCGCGGUUGGGGGAGAACCCGUAAUAGAAAAGUGAAGAAGCCCACAGAAUCGGAGAAGAAUUUACCUAUCAGGUUUAAGUCUGGACGAGAUAUUCUGAAGGAAUAUUAUUUGAAGCACAAGUUUCUGAACGAACAGGACUUGGAUGAGCUUGUCGCCAAGUCUAACAUGAGCUACGAGCAGGUGAGAGAGUGGUUUGCUGAGAUUCGUCGAAAGGAGGAAAUGGGUACCAACCCAUUUGAAGAUAAAACGGGAAAUGAGGAACAAGAUGAGGAAGAGGACGAGUCACUGGGUGAAAAUGAGACGGCAAUUGAGGAGCAGGGACCUUCUGCCUUGGUAGAUGAAGAAGGUGACGAUGAUGACGAUACUGAUGACAGCGAUUCCUGGGAGCCUCCACAGAGCGUUCGAAAAACAUUAUCCAUGUCUGAGGGUCAGUGAUCUGUCUGAAUUGGCUUUAUUCUGAGCAAUGGCCCUUGGUGGAAAACCAUGACUGUGUUGGGUUUCGACUACAUGCCCUCUACCACUGCACCAAUUCUGCUUAUAUUGUACAUAGUUUCAAUUAAGGUUUGACAAGUUCUUUCUAGCAUAAACAUUGAGGAGAAUGUUGUUGUUUUUUUAGUCAGAAUGUUUGGUUUCACUCAAAACUUGAGAAAUCAUGCACAUGAACAGGGUUUUUUUUCUCUGUGGCUCUGAAAUGCAGCGAUAACUCAAGAGCCCUUGAAUAAUCUUGACAAUGUCAUGCAUACAAUCUGAACUUAUGCCUACCAGAAUUGGUUAUGCACCUUAUCCCUUGUACAUGCAAAGACAUCCUAGGCCUCUCAGUAGGGGCUUUUAAAGGGGCUUUUCUCACUUGCAGUUAUUUGGAGAAUUCUUAGUGCCAAAGGUAUAGUAUUGAAUGUUAAGGUUCCCUUUACAAUGAACACAAUAGCUUAUUGAGGGAAUAUGCAUGAAUACUUUGUGUCAGAUGGACACACGAGGCACUUUGUCAACAACCGUGAUGUACGGUGUUUAAAACGCAACCAGCCACCUUAUUUAUGUUGGGCAAGACCAAACAUUUCAAAUUGAAUUUCAAAAUUCGGUGACACACAAGUGUUUUAUGUCUCAUUCCCAGUGUUUUAUCAUCCAUAUACUGGCAGUGGAUAUCUGAUAUUCAGCAGCACACU
Molecule: messenger RNA, 3793 nt
Organism: Rhinichthys klamathensis goyatoka
Lineage: Eukaryota; Metazoa; Chordata; Actinopteri; Cypriniformes; Leuciscidae
Product: zinc fingers and homeoboxes protein 1-like
Exons: 3
Coding region: 579-3068 (829 amino acids)
Biological process (GO): regulation of transcription by RNA polymerase II
Cellular component (GO): nucleus
Molecular function (GO): DNA-binding transcription factor activity, RNA polymerase II-specific; DNA binding
Source: RefSeq, a predicted model, not a curated record